Molecule: messenger RNA, 747 nt
Organism: Misgurnus anguillicaudatus (oriental weatherfish)
Lineage: Eukaryota; Metazoa; Chordata; Actinopteri; Cypriniformes; Cobitidae
Product: histone H2A-like
Cellular component (GO): nucleosome
Molecular function (GO): structural constituent of chromatin; protein heterodimerization activity; DNA binding
Source: RefSeq, a predicted model, not a curated record
AAAUACUGAAACCAGCAGCGCAUUGACUCACAAUAUUUGUAUCUUUCUUCUAGAAAGCAACAAAAACUUCAACCGAAAAUGAGCGGCAGAGGCAAAACCGGUGGUAAGGCCAGAGCAAAGGCUAAGACUCGUUCAUCCAGAGCCGGGCUUCAGUUUCCCGUCGGCCGUGUUCACAGACUGCUUCGCAAGGGUAACUAUGCAGAGCGCGUCGGUGCUGGAGCUCCAGUUUAUCUCGCCGCUGUGCUCGAGUAUCUUACUGCUGAGAUCCUGGAGUUGGCUGGAAACGCCGCUCGUGACAACAAGAAGACUCGCAUCAUUCCCCGCCAUUUACAGCUGGCAGUGCGUAACGACGAGGAGUUGAACAAACUCUUGGGUCGCGUGACCAUCGCUCAGGGCGGUGUGUUGCCCAACAUUCAGGCUGUGUUGUUGCCAAAGAAGACCGAGAAGCCCGCUAAAGCAAAGUAAACUAUCCAGUUCUCCAAAACUAAAUAAAAGGCUCUUUUAAGAGCCACCCACUUCAGCUAUAGAGGAGUGAAAUCUUUUUCUUGUUUGUUCUGUUUACAGUAAAAAUAUUCUCUGAAAUAAGCCAAUUAUCAUGAAAUCUCAGAUUGAAUACAUACGUUUCUAUUUAUAAUUUUACUAGUCUCUGUGGCAUGUUCUCAAUCAGACAAUUUUAAUGUCAUAUUCAAUGUUAUACUCUGUAGGACUAUUUUAUGGGAGAAACAAACCCUUUGUCUCCAGUCUUAC